AUGCAGUUUGAUGAUCUUAUAGCAGAGAAGGAAGCUGUNNNNUCAAAACAUGUCAAUUUGGCUAAAGACAAUCAAGUUAUUCAGCAGGAGUUAUUAUCUAUGAGAAAAGUACAACAGGAAUGUGAAAAACUUGAGGAGGAUAAAAAGAUGUUAGAAGAAGAAAUAUUAAAUCUUAAGACACAUAUGGAAAACAAUAUGAUAGAACUUGAUCUAGUACGAGAAUAUACAUUGGAGCUAGAAGAAAGGACAGUGCAGGUACUGGAAAAAUUAGAAGAAACCCAUUUACAGAAACAAGCAGAAUAUGAAAAACAAUUAGAGCAGUUAAGCAAGGAUAAUACAGCUUCACUAAAUAAGAAGAAACUCACACUUAACGAUGUGGAAUGUAAACUCUCCAAAAUGAAAACUGCUUAUGAAGAGGUUACAACUGAAUUAGAAGAAUAUAAGGAAGCCUUUGCAUUAGGAUUAAAAGCUAACAAUUCCAUGUCAAAAAAAUUAAUGAAGUAAAUCAAUAAGAAAAUAGCAGUGACCAACACAGAGCUUUUUCUGAAGAAAGAGCAGAUGAAACCUUUUCUCAGAGCUCUUCCUACUACGCCAGACCCAGAGUCACCUUGAGUUGAAAAUCUUAAUAGUAUAAGACUCCACAGAAAACAUAUUCCCCAAACACCCAUAAGAAUUCCUACUUCAAACCCGCAGACUUCAAAUAACUGCAACAACUAUUUGACUGAGGUUAGUUAUAUUACCAUUUCUCUUGAGUUUCAUUUCUCUAAUAUAAUUCUUGUUUUAAAUUUGGUGAAAUACUGAGUUGUUCUGUUGACUUAUGCAUGUUAAGUAAAGCUCAAAAUCAGCUGUGU
Messenger RNA from Cebus imitator (Panamanian white-faced capuchin), 851 nucleotides. Its product is annotated as ankyrin repeat domain-containing protein 18A-like. The record is from RefSeq and is a predicted model, not a curated record. The transcript has 4 exons. NCBI's taxonomy places the organism in Eukaryota, Metazoa, Chordata, Mammalia, Primates, Cebidae.